Molecule: messenger RNA, 2196 nt
Organism: Pectinophora gossypiella (pink bollworm)
Lineage: Eukaryota; Metazoa; Arthropoda; Insecta; Lepidoptera; Gelechiidae
Product: organic cation transporter protein-like
Exons: 9
Coding region: 29-1786 (585 amino acids)
Biological process (GO): transmembrane transport
Cellular component (GO): membrane
Molecular function (GO): transmembrane transporter activity
Source: RefSeq, a predicted model, not a curated record
UCGGCGCAGAGUCAACAACAACUGCGCCAUGGCCGCGACUUCGAGCGGCGCGAGUGACGGGACACAAGAGAGAGAAAAUCUUCAGAAGACUGACGAUAAUGACUCGAAGAACAAAAAUUCUCGUAAUAGAGAUUACCCCGAUGGCGUUUCUUCGACAGAAGCUACGAUCAAAGAAGAGAAAGACCCAGGAGAAGCCCUGGAAUCGGCGCUGGCGCAACUGGGCCACUUCAGACUGUACCAGCGCUACAAUAUGAUAAUGCUGUGUCUGCCCAACCUGCUGGCGGCCAUGUACACGCUCAACUACGUGUUUGUUGCUGAUCAGGUCCCGUUCCGAUGCGUAGUACCAGAAUGCGAAGGCACGAGUGACAUAAGCUUCGUGAACGAGAGUGCGCAGGCGCUACUCCCAGCCGACUCGCGCUGCCGCCGCUAUUCGCCACUGCUAGAUGGCGCUUCUUGCGAUCGCGAUCACUUCCACCUGAACAACACGCAAGACUGCGACAUGUUUGUUUACGAGAAUCUCGACACUACUUUUGCUGAGUUCGGCCUGGCGUGUUCAGAGUGGCGACGCACCCUCGUGGGUACCGUGCGUAACUCUGCGCUGCCGCUGGCGCUGCUACUCACUGGAUAUAUAUCUGAUGCUUGGGGGCGUCGCACCGCGUUCUGCAUCUUCUCCUUCUUCGCCGGCCUGAUGGGCAUCAUCAAGGCGUUCUCCGUCAACUACCAGAUGUACGUGGCCGUGGAGUUCUUUGAGGCUGCCCUCGGGUACGGCUUCAACAGCGCUGCUUACAUUAUGAUGGUAGAACUAGCGCGCCCGUCCCUGCGAGCAGCGUUCAGCUGCGCGACAGGAGUAGCGUACGGGCUCGGAGGAGUGUUGUUCGCGCUGAUAGCAUGGCUGGUGCCGUAUUGGCGACGACUACUUGUCGUGAUCCACACGCCGGCGCUGCUGCUGCCGCUGUACUGGCUGCUCGUCGACGAGAGCGCGCGCUGGCUGCAUGUCACUGGAAAAACUGAUAAGACUGCUGCUGUUAUUAGAAAGGCUGCUAGGUGGAACAAGAUAACUCUAGAUGAAGAAGUGAUGAAGUCUCUGGAGAAAGACUGCCAGAAGACAGAGUCGCAACCUCGAGGGAACCCGUGGGCGAGCUUGCUGCGCUCGCGCGUGUUAUUGGGCCGCUUUGCCGUAUGCUGCUGGUGCUGGGUGGCCACCACCUUCGUCUACUACGGCCUCACCAUCAACUCCGUAUCGCUGUCUGGUGACAAGUACGUGAACUUCGCGCUAAACAUGUCGAUGGAGGUGGUGGCGUCGCUGUUGAUCAUGAUGGCGCUGGAACGGUUUGGUCGACGCAGGAGCAUCUUUAUAGCAUUUCUACUUUGCGGCGUCGCUUGCGUCACGCCGUACUUUGUUUCUCACACGGGCACGGGGCUGGGCCUGUUCUUCGUGGGCAAGCUGGCGAUCACGUUCGCGUUCAACUCGGUGUACGUGUUCACGGCGGAGCUGUUCCCGACCGGCACGCGCUCCUCGGCGCUGGCGGCGUGCUCGCUGGUCGGCCGGCUCGGCUCCAUCCUCGCGCCGCAGACGCCGCUGCUGAACCUGUACGUACAAGCUCUCCUAUACGGCGCGUGCUCGCUGACGGGUGCGCUGGCGGUGCUGGCGGUGCCGGAGACGCGGCGCGCGCGCCUGCCGCUUUUAGUAGAUGAUGCAGAGCGCAUGCGCAGAGACGUACUCGAUGACCACGUGCCGCCGCCGCCGUCGCCGCCUCGACCGACUGUUCUUUCGGCUGACUCGUAACAGGAGAAGGCACCACGGGCCAAUGACAUACAUACAUAACUUUACAUAAUCUCUACACUAACGGGGGUGCUGGCUUCGUGCUCCUCGUAGUGUCGAUCGCGAGUAUCAGAAAUUGCUGAUUGCAGGGACGAGGCGAGGACGCCUCGUUCCGUUCAAGUUAGAUCUUGGGUCAACAACUACGACUCACAUAGCGUUAUUAACUUCCGCAAUCAUAUUCAUGCAUCCACUGUCACAUUCAACAAACAAACUCAACUUGCAUCAAGAAAGAUUGUAGGUACUACUUAAUUGCAAAAAAUAGCUCUAAAUGUCAUACUAUACAUAUAAUCAUAAUUGCUAUAAUAAUCAUAGAAUUAUAAGUAAGUACAGUCUUGAGCAAUAUCAUGAACCCACUUUAGAACCCUGUCGCACUA